This is a messenger RNA of Dermacentor andersoni, 1397 nucleotides long. RefSeq names its product putative nuclease HARBI1. NCBI's taxonomy places the organism in Eukaryota, Metazoa, Arthropoda, Arachnida, Ixodida, Ixodidae. The record is from RefSeq and is a predicted model, not a curated record.
AUGGAAACCAGCUAUCUUGACUUGCAACUUUUCGGCGCUAAUGUAAAUGACCCCAUCCGAAGUGACUCGGGCUCUAGUGCAAUCGCCAUUCACAAGCUCAACAUGUACAGCAGCUGUAGCACAGAUUCGAGCACAAGCUCCUCUUCGGACAGCAGCGGCGACGACGAGGAUUUAGCAUUGUAUGAGCAGAUGUUCGAGCAGCUUUUUACCCCGCCGGAGAAGCGACCGAAGGUCGAGUCGUAUGUGGAAAAGACGGUCGCCGCUUAUUCGAACGAAGAGUAUCGCAGGAAUUUCCGAUUGUCACGGUCGGCUGCAGAUUCCCUUGCUGCUGAGUUCGCGAAAUCGCCGCACUACCCUUCAAGAACUGAUCGCGGAGGCCUGCCCCCAAAGUCGCCUCAAGAGCAUGUGCUGUCCUUUUUGUGGUAUGCUGUCAAUAAAUCCUGCAUACGGGAUGUCGCAGGGCGAUUUGAGGUUGGGGAAAGCACGCAUCACAGGAUGAUGUACCGCGUCAUGGCGUUUCUUCUGGACAUCGCACCCCGCAUCGUGACCUUCCCAGAUGACUUGCAGAAGCUUGCUAAUGCGUUUGAACAGGUUUCAGGGUUUCCAGACACCAUUGGCUGCAUUGACGGGAGCUAUAUUCCUGUUAGGUGCCCUGCUGGUAAGGUGCGGUCAGUGUACGUGAAUAGGCACCAUUACCCAUCCUUGACGCUGCAGGCAAUAUGUGAUAACCGGAAAAGGUUCCUUGAUGCCAGCACUGGUGCACCUAGUAAAAUUCACGACUCUAGGAUCUUUCGGCUUUCAAACAUUUCGAAGAAAUUGCCUCAACUCUGUGCUGGAAAAUACCAUAUUCUUGGGGACGCUGCAUACCCAUCUCGAGAGUUUUUGAUGACUCCCAUUCGAGACUAUGGAAGCCUGAAUGCCUCUGACAAGGCAUUUAGCACCAAACUUUCAUCCACCCGUGUGCUAAUUGAAAACGCAUUUGGGCAAUUGAAGGGUAGAUUUAGGCAGCUACAGCGUUUGGACCUCAUGACUGUAGAGAGCAUGUCAAAAUUUAUUCUCGCUUGCUGUGUCCUUCCCAACAUCUGCAUAGACAACGGGGAAUCAUUCCAUAGUCCACUUGAGGACAUGCGUCUGAGCUCCCAGGUUAACAAUGAUCAGAGCCCUACUGCAGAUGAAGUCUGCAGCGGAACAUAUAGAGAAGAGAGCCUCUUACGGGCACUUGCAGAAGUUAAACGAGAAAAAAUUAAGUCCAAUAUUGGACUGAAGAGGAGGUACCCACAAAGCCUGUAGUGAUGCAAACACAGGGCUAAACAUAUGUUCAAAGCAAUGCUUCGUGAUGACCAUGCACAGAAACGUUUUUGUCUUGCACGAAAUAAACACUCAUAAAAACAUGUUCA